Molecule: messenger RNA, 10408 nt
Organism: Frankliniella occidentalis (western flower thrips)
Lineage: Eukaryota; Metazoa; Arthropoda; Insecta; Thysanoptera; Thripidae
Gene: Smr
Product: trithorax group protein osa
Exons: 19
Coding region: 769-8679 (2636 amino acids)
Biological process (GO): regulation of transcription by RNA polymerase II
Source: RefSeq, a predicted model, not a curated record
GCCCGGAACCUGUUUGCGAGCCUACUGUAUGAGCGAGCCCGAGGCUCGAGCCGAGCCGAACCGAGCGCUGGCUGUUCUAAACACGGGCCGUUCCUAGCGUAUAGUUCAAUGACUUUGACGAAUUUAAUUGAACUGGGAUGCAAGUUUAAUCGCGAACUUUUUGUGCGUGUGUGUCGUGUUGGAGUUGGUGGCUGCUAGACGGUGCCGUGGACCUAACGCAAAGGCCUGGCAGGCUAGAAGCCUGGCGCAGCCGCCCUCAGCUCCACUCCGCUCGCCUGGACUAAAGAGCAGGAGACUAAAGUGGAUGUUGUGUUCGAGUGAUGUGUGGGUGAAAUCGUGGUGAAGCCUAGUGCACAAGCUGUCCUUGAAUGUGUCCAAGCAUUCACCAGAGCAUGAUCAUAAACACUGGAGGCAUGACGGGGGAAAGGAUGGUGUUACUCAGCUAGCACCCCCGUUACCAUGGCCUCCUGGUGCAACCUUCGCUCUCGCAAGAAGAAGAGAUAAAGAAGAUAUGUUCCUGCUCAGAAGCUCGCAACAAAAUGAAGUGCUUAAAAAGAGUGCUUUGUCAGUGAUUUGAAGUUUUCCCUUUAUUUUAAUUUUUGUUUUGGUUGGGAAACCCAGUGAGCCCUUUCCCACAACUUUUUUUUUCCAACCCUACCCCUUUUUCCAAGAAGAAAUUUUGUUUUCUAAGUUGGCUCACAGUGAUACAUUGUGUGAGUGUGCGGUGGCACCUGGUGCCCCCUGGUCGCCAGUCCGCCUGUGCGGAGCAUGGAAACGGUGCAACAGACCGUGGUGCACCUGGACCAUGGUGGUAUACAACAGCCGUCUUCCAUGGCGUACGCGCAACGCCCGUCUCAGCUGCACAGGCCUUCCCAGCCAACUGAGGGGUUGUCGUUCAAAGCCCAGCGACAGAUCCCACUGUCCAACCCCCAGCCCUUGCCCCCGCACUCUACCUCGGCCGCCGUGCCCACCUCCGUGCCUCCCCCGACCUCCGGAGGCCCUGGGGGCCCUGCCAGCUACCAGGUGCGGACCAGCGCCCCGGGCCCCGGCCAUGGCCCCCAGCCCAACACCUACCACCUGGGGAUGUCGGUGCGGGACCCUCCCCCCGGGCCCCACCCCGGGCCCCAGGGUGCCGCCCCCGCGGGACCCAACCCUAGAGAAGCACUGCGGUACCUCACCCCCUACAACAACACGCCCAUGUCCUUCCGGGAGCCCACGUAUAGACUGCCUGUGCCCCCUGGCGGAGCGCCCGGCGUCCAGCACGGUGGCCAGCAUGGCAUGCAGCAUGGUGGCCAGCACGGCGUCCAGCACGGAGGCCAACACAGCGUUCAGCACGGCGUCCAGCACGGUGGCCAGCACAGCAUUCAGCAUGGCAACCAGCACGGCAACCAGCACGCCCAGCACGGUGCCCAGCACGCUGGACAACACGGUGGUCAGCAUGGACCCCAGCACGGUGGUCAGCAUGGCGGCCAGCAUGGUGGUCAGCAUGGUGCUCAGCAUGGCGGCCAGCUUGCUGGCCAGCACGGCGUGCAGCACGGCGUGCAGCACGGCGUUCAGGACGGCCCCGGGGAGCGAGGGGAGGGGGAGAGCAGGCCCCCGGGCUCUGGGCCCGGCUUGCUCAUCGCUGGCCAGCCGCAGACCGUGGACCUGGGGCGGGCUCCGGAGGGCACGGUCGUGCGCACCCCCCACGGCACGGUGGUCACUCUGCCACUGAGGCAGCCGCUCGUCGGCUCCGCGGCCGCCGACCCGCGCGCCAGGGUCUUGGGCGACCAGCCUCAGUACCAGGUGUUCCUGCCUCCACACGGUAUGAACACCGUCGUGUCUUCGGCCCCCACUCCUGUGUCUGUCCAGGCGCCGGCGCCGAGCAAGCCUCAACAGCCUAUGGACGCCGGGCCUCCAUUCAAGAAAAUCAGGCUAGGUGACGCGAAGCAGGUGUUGGAGCCCUUGAGGGUGGACACCAGGGAGCAGCCGGCGUACACGCCGCAGGUCGAAGCCAUCUCACCCACGCUGCCAAGUGAGGCUCAGACGGACGAGGCAUUUCGAAUAGCCAAGGACGAUCUCCUAAAUGCUAUCCAUAAAAUGGAUCAGGAAAUUAACAAAGGAGAAAGGGAGUUAAAUGCCUUAAAAAGGAAGGAGGGUGAGCUAACUAGAAAUGCCUCAAAGUUACGUAACCGGCGGCACAUCAAGAAAGAACCGGAUGAAGAGAUAACAACACCCAAACAUCAAAGUCCUGCUCAAAAAAUAUAUGCUGAAAAUAGAAGGAUGGCAAUGGAGGCUCACAAUGCUUUAAGCAAACUUGGUCCUGACAUUGACUAUCCUUUAUAUAACCAGCCAUCUGAUACUGCUGUGUAUCAUGAAAACAAGCGCCAGUACCUGACUUUUAAAGAGACUUUAAUGGAACAUUUAAAGAAAAAGCAUGCAGAGAAUGAAGAACGUGAUAAAUACCUUGCAAGCACAUAUUCAAGACUAAUGCAAGAGUGGGUGAGAAAAGUAGAACGUACUGAGUCAUCUCAAAAGAGAAAGGCAAAAGAAGCUAAAAACCGUGAAUUCUUUGAAAAAGUAUUUACGGAAUUGAGAAAGGCAAGAGAAGACAAAGAACGAUUUAACCGUGUUGGUGCUCGCAUUAAAAGUGAGGCUGACAUGGAAGAAAUCAUGGAUGGCCUCCAAGAGCAGGAGAUGGAGGAUAAGAAAAUGCGCUCCAUGGCAGUGGUUCCACCAAUUUUACUUGCCCCUUCUCAAAAGCGCCUACAGUUUCAAAAUAAUAAUGGUCUUAUUGAUGAUUAUAGUUCUGAAUAUAAAGAAAGACAAUUAUUGAAUGUCUGGACAGCUAGUGAAAAAGAAACAUUUAGGGAAAAAUAUCUUCAACAUCCUAAAAACUUUGGUUUAAUAGCAUCUUAUUUGGAUAGAAAAACUGUUUCUGAUUGUGUACAAUAUUAUUACCUUAGCAAGAAAUCGGAGAAUUAUAAGCAGCUAUUACGUAAAUCUAGGCAAAGAACUAGAUCAAGUAGAAAUAAUCCUGGAAAGCCUAACAAUUUGGCAAACUCUGCAGGCCUUGUAGACAUUUUAAGUAGCACUGGUGUUACCACUCGAUUGCAACGAGAGCAACUCCAACAGAAGAGAGAAGAACCUCAAAGAAACCAGCGGGAACCAGCUGAACCAGCAGCUGAUUCCCCUAAGCCCCCCACUUCAACCUCACCAAGUGUUGUGAACAAUAGUAGUACAGUGUCAAACUGUGUAGGUGCAACUACUAAUUUAGUAGCAUCAUCUCAACAAAACGACACACCAGCUCAAGAUGCAAAGAAAGGGGAGUCUAAAGUAGAAAAUAAGAAGAAAGAGAGAAGAAAAGAAGAUAAGAAAAAGAAAGAGAGUGAGCAGCUUGAAUCAAGUGAUGAAGAUAUCAGUGAACAAGACAAGCCGGUGGGCACGCAGCCCUGCAUCCUGUGCAAGCAGCAGGUGGACGGCAUGUCGCAGUCGCGCCUGCUGCCGCGCUCGCAGGCCGCCCAGUACGGGCUGCGCGAGGACGAGGUGUCGCCGGGCGCGCGCGUCUGCAACCCGUGCCGCUGCAAGGCGGUGCGCUCGCGCUACGUGCACUGCCCGCUGCCCUCGUGCCCCAACGCCAAGGGCCGCGUCAAGCGCGUGCGCCCCUUCCCGCCCAAGUGGGCCGACCUGCCGGCCGAGCAGCGCGAGCCCAUCAUCGCCGAGUUCCAGAUCCCUGCGGGCGUGACCAAGGCGUGCACGGCGUGCGUGAACCGCAUCUCGCGCCGCAUCAGUCCGUCCGAGGAGCACGCCGCCAGCGGGGACGCCUCCUCCAGCCCGUCGGUCGCCUCCGCCACCAACUCGCUGCGCUGGACCGAGGACGAGACGGAGCUCCUCAAGAAGGCCCUGCGCGACCACGGCACCAACUGGCAGCGGGUGUCGGAGGCCGUGGGCGGCACCAAGACGCACCACCAGUGCAAGAACUUUUACUUCAACUACCGCAAGAAAAUUGGGCUGGACGCGUUGGUGCAGGAGUACCACAAGGUGAGGGAGAACCACCUGGGCGAGGAGAGGAAGCCCGCACUCACGGAUGAGGAGGAGAGCGGGUCCAGCACGUCGUCCUGUGACGAGGUGCUCCCCGCCGCCGGGCCUCAGACCGUGGACAGCGACACGGCCAGCGCCAACAGCGCCUCGCCCAGCGCGGCGGCGGCGGCUGCAGCCGCUGCGGCGGCCAAGGCUGCGGGGGCGACGGCGGCUGCGCCGACAUCAGCAGCUCCAGCGACAGCGGCAGCGCCGGGGACGGCCGCGCCGGGGGCGGGACCCUCGGCGACGGCUGCUCCUGGGACUGCCGCGGCGCCCUCCCCCGGGCCGACGCCCAGCGCGGCCCCGGCUCCAGCAGUGGCCGCGGUCGCAGUCCCGGCCGCGCCGACCGUCGUGACGGAGGCGGACAAGGCCGCCAGCCCGGCGCCCGUCGUGGCCAUCGCGACGGGGUCCGCCACCACGCCGUCCGUGACUCCGGCGGCAUCGCCGGCCCCCAACGGCACCCUCACCCCUAUCCCAGUCUCGGUGACCAUGCCAACCUCCGCGACGGCCACCUCAACCUCGCCGCUGAGCGUACCGACCCUGACCACCACUCAGGCGCGCACCACCAGCGAAUCUUCCGACCAGCGGACGACCAACAAGGAGGACUACGACAGCUCAGCAACGGAGACUGCGGACGAAGGGCAGGGAGGGGCUGAACCGCCGCAGGCCCCGGCACCCGGCCAGACGCCCGGCCCGGGACCGGCCGGCCAGGCCAACGGGCCCUCGUCGCCCCGCGUCACGACGGUCAAGGACCUCAUGCUGAGCGUGAUCGAGGUGUCGCUCAAGAAGACGCAGAGCGCGGCGAGCGACACGGCCCCGCCCACCCUCAACUCCAUCCUCAACUCGGAGAACAGCUUCAUGGGCCCCGGCCGCGACUUCCGCCCCGCUGCCCCCGGCGGGCCGGCCGGCGGCCAGGGUGCCGUACCUGGGCAGCAGGGCUCGCCCGCCGACAAGCAGGCCGCGGUGACCAACUCCCACCUCGGCGAGCGGCCCGAACCCCAGCCCAAGGACGCCGCCAACGCACACCAUCCAGACCUACCCUCCGGCCUUGCCCCGGGCCCGGGGUCGAGCUCGGGCCUGCCCCUGGCCAAGGACGGUCUCGUUGUGGUGCAGGACCAGCAGGCGCUGCGCGAGCGUGACGCCGCCCCGAGAGACAACCUGCCCGAGGACUUGUCCGUCAAGAGGCCGCGCGACGGCCCGCCCGGGCCCGCCACCCUGGGCGUCGCCGCACCCUACCCCGGGCGCAACCCCUCACCCGCCGGCCUGCAGCACUCGCUGCACGUGGCAACGCACCCUGGGGCGCCGCACGUCGGGCUGGGCGCGCUCGGCAAGGCUGGCCCCGGCGGCCCCGUGUACCGGACGGGCCCCGGCGGCGAGGGCACCUACUACCACGGCGUGGGGGCGCAGCCCCACGGCCAGCCCGCUACGCCCCACCUGGUGAUGGGGCCUCGGACAGUGACGCCCGGCGCCCCGCACGCGCCGCACGCACUCAACCCGCACGCCAUCAAGCAGCCCCUGAAGGUGGUGCCGCCCACCUUACCGCUGCCGCAGCAGACCAAGCUGUCGCCCAAGCUGGUGACGCCCAGCACGCACGGCGCGCACCACGGCUCCCUGAGCGGGCACGGGCCGCACGGCGGGCACCAGGGCGGGCCCCUGGGCGGGCACGGGCCGCACAAGGCGGGCUCCAUCACGCACGGCACGCCCGUGUCGUCGCCACAGCGCUACAACGAGAACCUGCUGCGGCCGCCGCACGUGACGCACCAGCACCAGUCCCUGGGCAAGGAGGGCUCCACCGGAGGCGGCUCCAUCACCCAGGGCACGCCCGUGCACCUGCCCGCGCGCCUGCCCACGGCCGCCACCCCGAUGUACGACUACUACAAGCGGCCGCCGUCCGGCGGCGUCACCUACCCGCACCCGCCAGUCCACCCCUCCGUGCCGAGCCCCGUGACCACCUCGGCGCCCUCGACAGGAGGCUUCACGUCGCCCUACCCCCACCAGGGCGCUCGGCCCGUCACCUCGUACACCUCCGAGCAGCUCCACUCGAGGCAGAUCAUCAUGGCGGACUACUAUACCUCCCAGCAGAUGCACGGCACUCGGCGGCCACCGGAGAAGCCCGGCCAGCAGGGCCCUCCGCUGUGGGGUCCGGGCGGUCCUUCCCCCAGGGUGUCGCCCGGCCCCGGCGGCCCGUCACCUCACAGCUCGUCGCCGCACAGCUCGUCGCCACAGCCUCAACCGCCGCCCCAGUCCUCGCCGGUGCAGGCCAAGGGCCCCGCCACCAUCUACAUCCAGAAGUACCCGACACAGCCGCCCAGCCAGCCGCCACAACCCCAGCGGCUGCCCCCGGAGCGCACGCCGCCCCCGCAGGCCCGGCAGGGUGUGAUCCAGCGCCACAACACGACGCCACAGCCGCCGCCGCAGCACGCCCCCCACCAACCCUCCCACCAACCCUCCCACCAACCUCACCAACCCUCCCACCAGGCUCACCAACCCUCCCACCAGUCUCACCAGCCUCAUCAGUCCCAUCAAUCCCACCAGUCCCAUCAGCCCCACCAACCACAUCAACCCUCUCAUCAGUCUCACCAAGCCCAUCAGACACUGCAGUCCCACCAACCAGCCCGCCCGCUGCACUUCAGCCACCCGCCCCAGGGCCACGAGGCCUUCGCGUCCCUGGUGGACGUGGCCGUCGCCCAGCCCAGCCUGCCCGUCCCUGUGACCGCUUCCGGCGCCGACAAGCGACAGGCCCACCAGCACCAUGAGGGCCUUGGAAAGACCAUGGCCGACUCUCUAAGAGACCGCGAGCGAGAUCAGCGCGACCAGAGAACCCCUCCAGGACACCAUCCUGGGCCCCCUCCAGCCCAGUCGGACAGCAGACAGCAGCAGAUCCUGAUCCAGCAUCACCAGCAACAUCAGCAGCAGCAGCAGCGGCACCCUCCGCCCAUCCAGUACCACCAGCUGCAGCAUCAGGUGCAGCACCAGGUGCAACAUCAGGUGAGGCUGGAGCAGCACCGACAGAUCAUGAUGGCGGAGCGGGAGAAGGAGCGCGAGAGGGAGGCGACGCGCGUGUCGGGCCCCAGGCACACGCCCUCGCCGCAGCUGCAGCAGCUGCAACAGCAGCUGCCGCCCAGCACCCAGGCCACGCAGGUGUCCAUCUCGCAGGCCCCGAGCCCGGCCCAGAGGGAGUCGAGUGUCGUGAACAGGACCACGCCGCUGCCCCAGUCCGGCCUCAGUGGUGGUAGCAGCCAGAGCGCGGGGCCGGGAGCUCCUCCGGGGCCGCCGGCUGCCCCGGGACAGGCCGGCGCGGCCAGGCCGAGCUCCACGUCCGGGGACUCGACGCUCACGGCAGCCAGCGUUAUUGACGCCAUCAUUACUCACUCCAUCAACGAGGGCUCGCCUUCCAGCAACGCGAAUCACCCCGGGCCGCACACCUCACGGCUGGGCGACCGCCUGUUCCAGGGAUUCCAUCGAGAGACCGGGCCGGCGACAAACGACAUUGCCAUCAAGGCGUCCCCGCUGAAGGGCGGGUCGGUGACGUCGGAGACUGGUUCAGACGCGGCGUCCUCGGCCACGAACAGCGGCCCUCCGCCCCCCGCGCAGGUCAAGAAGACCCUGAGCGAGAACAUCGACUCCAUCAUCACCAAAGAGCUGAACGCCACCCCCAACUCGUUCCCGCGCACCCUGACCUACGGGUUCCCCAUGGGCGCGCAGGGCGUGGUCGCCCCCGGCGCUCAGUCUGUCGAGGAGCUCUGCAACUGGAAGCUGAGGAGAGCGAUGCAGCAGAAGGAGGAGAUGGAGGCCGCGCGGGAGAGGGAGCGCGAGCGCGACCGGGAGAAGGGCCGCAGCACGCCCACCCAGCCGGGCCAGCCGGACGAGCGACAAAUCAUCCGGAUCAUGUCGAGUCCUCGCAAGGGCACCCCGGGGCCGCCGUUCGGCGCGGAGCCCGUGUCGCCACCCGACUCUGCCCACUCUGCCACCUCGUCGACAACGACGACCACCACCACCAACAGCGGGAGCUCUGCCGGCUCCGCCUCGCACUGGCUGCCCACCACGGGGGCGCCCACCCCGGCCUCGGUGGCCGCCGCCGUGUCGGGCAGCGUGCCGGCUAGCUUGGCUGCCUCCGACCCCGUGGCGUUCUUACAGCAGCGUCGCUUCUUCCCGGACCGGACCCAGAUGUCGCCCCUCGACUACGUGAAGAACAGGAUUGUGGAGGUGAUGCGCACCUCGGAGGACGACAAGGUGACGGACAGCCGCAAAGAGGGCGGCGAUGCUGCGUCAGCCGGGGCGGCGGCCAGCAAGGCCGAGGGCCGCAGCGCCAGUGGCAGCCCGGGCGAGAUGGUGAUCGACGAGGGACGGUCCUCUGACGAGAAGCCACCCUCCGCUGCACCGCCGACGCAGCCGCCCCACACCCAGGCGCACGCCGCCUCGCCGUACGUGCAGACCAGCUCCACGUACGCCUUCCCCUAUUCGGCGCUUAGCGUACCCCAGGCGGCGCUCACCCCCCAGACGGGCGCGGCCGCCCCCAAGCCACCCGGGCUUCUGCCACCGUCCGUGCCGAAGGAGCCGGUGGCCGAGCCCAAGCCUCUGCUGUCAGCGCAGUACGAGGCGCUCUCUGACGAAGACUAGGGUUAGAUUGUCUUCAUCUUCUGCUCAAUUUGUACCAGUAUGAUUGUGUACUGCUUAUUCCAGACUUAAUGUUUGUUUAGGACUUACCAGCUCUGAAGAUAAAUUAAAUUUCAUGUCCUUGAUGAAGUUUUCUGUUAUGUUAAUUAAUUUGUUUUCAUCUGUUUGGACUCGGAGCAGAAUUGGCCAUGCUGCCACAAUAAUCAAAUGGUCUCAUUUUGUUUGGGGUUAAUUUGAAAAUGGUAUUGAAGUUAUUAUGUUGGGUAUAGGAAAUGGUAUACUGUUAGCACUGCAGGGAAUGAAGUCGUAUGCUGAGACUGUAAUUGGAAAUUGGCCGUUUUUAUUGUGCCUCAUUUCUAGUAUCUUUGUAAACAACCAGCUGUAAAUAGGGUUGCAUUUCUCCUAAGAGACUUCUUGUCAUACUGUGGUACAAGAUGUAAAUGUGCGCUGCACUAUCUCUUACCAUUCCACCCGACUUCUCAACUACUGUUUAAUUACAGGGCUAUGUAAGCUUUUAUAUGGGAUAUUUUUAUUUCCUGUUAGUGUUUUAAAUUGUCUUAGAAAUUCUUGUUAUGUAAUUUUACGAGAAUGAUUUAAUGAUCCUUUUCAUUACCCCUCUUGAGUGACGUGUAACUUUUUAUAAAUAUUUUUUUUAUGUUACGCUGAUAAGAGUCUUCGUGGACUCACGUGAUAAAUGUUGACAUACUAUAUAAGCCCUGGGUAAGCUUUUCAUACCGUCAGGAAAGGUUCUUUAUGUAAUAUAUAUGUGUAGUUUGAUCCAAUGCCUCAAUCUCUGUACAUAAAUCCUACACCCCUGCUGCUAGCUAGGCAUGUUCAAUUUAUUAUAUUAAUUGUGUACAUAUUUGCUAUGCAUCUGAUAUUUUUUUUUCUACAAAUCAAUUUAAGAACAAAGAGGGAUUAGCUGUGAUAGCAGCCAUGUACAGUGUGUACAAAAUGAAGUGUCCUGGUCGUUUGUGUGUUCGUCCCUAGAUCCCCUAAAAAUUCUGCAAUUGGAGGGUACUUGGCAAUUGCAUAAUAGGAAUUUGUUGCUUUUAUUGUAUAAUAGAAUAACAAUUUAUGUACAUUUUUUUUCUAUUUUUUUUUUCCAAAAUCAGUGGUGAUAUUUUAGUGAAAGACGUUCAUGUGGACAGGUUAGUGUAAGCUUCUGCUGCAACAUUGUGAUUUUUGUUUUUAUCUGUCCAUUAUUUAAUAGUCAUGCUUGAGGGGGAUUUAAUGUGGCGGACAAAUAAACGGGCAGAACGGUGAACCAGGUGUUAGGGUUGGUACUCCACUUUAGAUCUAUGGUGUACUCCUAUCAUUCAGUUCUAGUGUGCUAAGUGGGGAGUGGGUUUCAUCUCUGCUGGACAGACUUGCACUGCUCAUGAACUCCCACCCAGUCCCCCUGUAUUAAUGGCACAGUGUCACCCCAGACAAGACGCCUACAUGGUUUUGCAAAUUGGGAUUUUAUGAAGGGUAUAUAGCCUUAAAUUUGGGGGAUGUUUUUUGAUUACUUCUUUUGUUUUUGUUUUGUAUUGUCUGUGGUGGUGCUGUGCUCUCCCUUAACUUCCCUCUGGCUGGACUACAAACUUCUCCUCACCGUCCUCUUUUUCUCCUUCACAGAACAUAACUAGAAUAUGAGAAAUGUUGUAGUCUUUUUCAGUGUACACAGGCGGAAACAAAAAACGAAACAAAAUGUUAUUUUUGUUGAAAAUAUAAAUCCAUGUGUCCGUUA